UAGAGAUGAGUCAGGCCGUCCCCCACACCCACCUCCACCUUCUAUUACAAGUCUGCAGUGGCCACAUGAAGAACUACAUGCUUUAUUCAAAUUGUCACUAGCUGGUAGCUUGCAUACACAAAUCAGCUACACAUUACUGUGUAGGGUUACAACACUGCAGCAGGUAAAUGUUCUUUCUUUCUUUUUUUUUCUUUUUUUGUUAACCUGUGUGGUGCUCUUCUGCACGCAGCCCAUUUCUCUCCCUCAGCAGUGACUCAUGCUGCCUCCUCUGCAGACCUCGCUAUUCCACACACGUUUGCGCCCGAGUCCAACCUGAUGGUUGUCAUGGUAAAAGAGGAGCAGGGCUGGUUAUGAUGAAGAAGAGGGCCUGUGCAGACAGCUGAGGAUCAGCUGCUCAAAACCGUGUGCUUGUAGUGCGAAAGAGCUACAAUGCAGUAGCAGACGUGAUUGUUUGCUGAAAUGAUUCAACUUUAGUGUGCAGAUUUUUUUUUGAUGGAGUUUUUCUUUAACUCUAUCACUUUGGAUUAUAAAUGAAACGAUGACUGUGGGUUUUCUACAAUUAUACAUAAUCUACAAUUAUGUAAUAAGAUUUAUUAUUAAUAAUUAUUAUUAAUAAUGUGAAUAAUUUGGCUUGAUUCGUUCUGUGGCAAAUCUUUUGCAGUCAUUGUUAACGGACAGAGAAAGUGCACUGAUCAUGUGAUCAGGUUCUUUUUUGGAGAGUAUGAGCCAUUACCAAAAUGGGAAUCCUCUGCACUUGUGAAGUGCCUGAUACCGCCUGAACACACCAGCUUAUAAGAGCUCUUCAGUAGCUUUCAAACGCCACCAGCUGUGCACUUCUGUGAUCUACUGUGCUCGAGAAAGAGGCCAUGGAUUUUGGGCAUUUUAGCCAGCUUUGAAGCUUUAUUUACAGGAUCAAGCAUGAGAACAUUGUUGCCCUUGAGGACAUCUAUGAAAGCCCCAACCAUCUGUACCUCAUCAUGCAGCUUGUGUCUGGAGGCGAAUUGUUUGAUCGAAUUGUGGAGAAGGGUUUCUACACUGAGAAAGAUGCCAGUGCUUUGAUAAAACAAGUUCUGGAUGCAGUCAACUACCUCCAUUCUCUGGGAAUAGUUCACAGAGAUCUGAAGCCAGAGAAUUUAUUAUAUUUCAACCCUCAUGAUGAGUCUAAAAUAAUGAUUAGUGACUUUGGCCUGUCGAAGAUGGAAGGAGCAGCAAAUGACAUCAUGUCCACUGCCUGUGGGACUCCAGGAUAUGUUGCUCCAGAGGUCCUGGCACAGAAGCCCUACAGUAAAGCAGUAGACUGUUGGUCUAUUGGGGUUAUUUCUUACAUAUUGUUAUGUGGCUAUCCUCCUUUUUAUGAUGAGAAUGAUUCCAAACUGUUUGAGCAGAUCCUUAAAGCUGAGUAUGAAUUUGAUUCGCCUUACUGGGAUGAUAUCUCUGACUCAGCUAAAGAUUUCAUCAGUAAUUUAAUGCAGAAGGAUCCGGAGAAGAGGUUCACUUGUGACGAGGCUCUUCGGCAUCCCUGGAUAGCUGGAGACACGGCUCUUUGUAAGAACAUUCAUGAGUCAGUCAGCCGUCAGAUGAAGAAAAACUUUGCUAAAGCCAAAUGGAGGCAAGCGUUUAACGCUACAGCAGUAAUUCGACAUAUGAAGCGCCUUCAGCUGGGCAGCAGUUUAGGCAGCAGCAUGGACACCACACCACACAGGACUGGGAACCAAGCACCCAUGCCUAUCAAAAGCCAGUCUAUCGAUGUCUCCUCCAUCAACCACAAAGACUACACGCCCCGUCGAAUCUCGAACACAGGGGCAACAGAGAAGCGAUGCACGCGGCCUUCGACCGUCACCACCAUCAUCACUGGGUCCAAAUGAAGUGCUUUUGAAGAAAGCCAUUUGAAGGCUGUUGUAUUUUCACAAUUCCUCGGUCACUUCUCGCCACCUUCACGCACCUUGUUCAAUCCUUGUUGUGCUAGUCACCACUCAGUAGCACACUGUUCUGCCUGACAGUAACAGAAUCACAGAAGGUGCCCAGAAGUCCUGUUUGAGAAGCCUAACCAUGUCAAUGAUGUGAUGGAAGACCCAUUGAUCAGCAGUGCUGCUGAAGACCUGAGAGGGACGUCGUCUGGAUUUCGGUGGCUAUGAUUUGUAUUGCUGGAUUAAUUCAAGAAGUGAUUUGAAAUGGAGUAAAUUUAUGACCAUUUAAAAGCUGCUUUCAUUAGAAGCAUGGAAUAAACACCAAGUAGAGGAAUUGUAUAGAGUUGCUUUAAUAUGUUCAUUUUAGCUGGUUCUCAGUUUCUUCCAUUUUGAUUGUGUAUAGCUGAGAUUCUCCUGGUUUUGCCUGACUUUGAGGUAAUAUCCUGUUGUGGUUUUGUAAGUGAACUCGUAAUUAAAAGCCAAUAAUCACAAUAAUUAUUGGGGUUUUUAAACUGUGUUUCAGGAUAGCAGUGAUUCAUUCUUUUGUGGGCAAAACCUUGCCAAGAAAUUUGACUCAAAUGAUUAGAGCAUAGAUUAUUAUAUGGCUAAGCAGAUUGCCAAGCCCCAGUUUCAGAACGCAGUGUACUGUACAGCCCAUCAUAUGUCUAAAGUGAUACUUUCUCUAUAGUGUUGCAGUGUUAAUUGUGCUACUUGAUAAAAAACACAGUUGAUUGUUUUGGGAAUUUUUUCUCCCAUCAUCUAUGCUUAAAUCACAGCUUGUAAUGCAGUACUGAAAUAUACACAGUUUUUCUUCAGUGUGUGUGGGUAUUGAUGAAAAAAUUUUGUGUGAUUUGUUGAAACAUUUAACAUUUUCUUAAGAUGCCUACUUUUGAAAUGGUCUCAGAUGGGUGUAUUUUUUAAAUGUAGGUGACACUAUUUAUUUAUUUAUUUAGCCACAGAAUGUUUUUUGCAACCUUAUUGAAUUGUAUCAGUGCUUUCAGAAAUACAUUUAAAGAUGGACGGAAGUGAUUUGUGUUAUACACCGUUUUCGUUAUGUUUUGUUAUUAUUUUUUUUAUUUAAGACUAAUGAAUCACUAAGGAGAAAAGAAAAUCUAUAAUUGUCAUGCUGCAAAACAUAAAUCUUCAUUCAGUGAGGAAUCUGAGUGAAGUCAAUUUGCUUGAGUAAGCAUUUAAUAAAAAAGAAAAGAAUAAGAA
Messenger RNA from Hemibagrus wyckioides, 3122 nucleotides. It is a transcript of the gene camk1db, whose product is annotated as calcium/calmodulin-dependent protein kinase 1Db. Gene Ontology annotation, molecular function: ATP binding; calmodulin binding; calcium/calmodulin-dependent protein kinase activity. Gene Ontology annotation, cellular component: cytoplasm; intracellular anatomical structure. Lineage: Eukaryota; Metazoa; Chordata; Actinopteri; Siluriformes; Bagridae. The coding region runs from base 978 to 1865 and encodes 295 amino acids. Gene Ontology annotation, biological process: peptidyl-serine phosphorylation. The transcript is spliced from 10 exons. The record is from RefSeq and is a predicted model, not a curated record.